AUGAAGCGCCCCCAUGACUACAGCUCCCCAGACUCGGACACAGAUGAGUUCAUUGACGUGGGUCAGGAGGACAGCUACUGCCCUGUCACCGGGUCCAUGUCCCCUGGCAGCACCUCGCAGAUUCUGGCCCGGAAGAAGAGAAGAGGGAUCAUAGAGAAGAGGCGCAGGGAUCGGAUCAACCACAGCCUGUCAGAGCUGAGACGGCUGGUGCCCAGUGCCUUUGAGAAACAGGGAUCCUCUAAGCUGGAGAAGGCGGAGAUCCUGCAAAUGACAGUGGAUCACCUCAAACUCCUGCAUGCCAUGGGAGGAAAAGGCUACUUUGAUGCGAGGGCCUUGGCAGUCGACUACAGGACCCUGGGCUUCAGGGAAUGUGUUGGGGAGGUGGUGCGGUACCUCAGCUCCCUGGAGGGGGGGACAGAGUCUCCGGACCCCAUAGGAGCCCGAUUGGUUUCGCAUCUCUCCCACUGUGCAAGUGAGCUGGACCCCCUCCUCCUGCAGUCGCCUCCCACCUCUGCCCUGCCCUUCCCUCCUUGGCAGUGGGCGGCGUCCUUCCCUCAGAUGUCGGCGUCCUCACCGGCCUCGUCCUCGCCUCCCUUCCCCGGGGGGCGGAGGGAGCUGGCCCUCCUGGGGAGCUACCCGUCACCCACCUCCCUCCGCCUCGCCCCGCUGGCCGGCUGCCAGCAGGGGGCACACCCCCUCAUGGCGCCCGCAGCCCUGGCCACCGUGCGCAGAGUGCCCUCCCUCCCCCCGUCCCCCGCCCUCGCCCCCUCCCCGGCUCACAGAGCCACACAGCCGUCCCCUCACAGCGCCUCCAGGGCCUCGCCUCUUCCUCUCCCCACCCCUGCCUCCUCUUCUCCUUCCACCUCCUCCUCCUCCUCCUCCUCUUCCUCCUCCACUUCAGCAUCAUCGUCAUCCUCCGGCCCACCGCAAAUCUCCUUCAGGCCCUUUGCACCUCUGGGGUCUCCCACAGCUCAGCGCAGGGGCCUGGGCGGAUCGGCCAAGUCGGCUCAGGGCUGGGGAACCGAGAUCGGGGCUUUUUGA
Molecule: messenger RNA, 1041 nt
Organism: Myripristis murdjan (pinecone soldierfish)
Lineage: Eukaryota; Metazoa; Chordata; Actinopteri; Holocentriformes; Holocentridae
Gene: heyl
Product: hes related family bHLH transcription factor with YRPW motif like
Exons: 5
Coding region: 1-1041 (346 amino acids)
Biological process (GO): regulation of DNA-templated transcription
Molecular function (GO): DNA binding; protein dimerization activity
Source: RefSeq, a predicted model, not a curated record